Molecule: messenger RNA, 1423 nt
Organism: Teleopsis dalmanni
Lineage: Eukaryota; Metazoa; Arthropoda; Insecta; Diptera; Diopsidae
Exons: 2
Coding region: 161-1228 (355 amino acids)
Source: RefSeq, a predicted model, not a curated record
CAUUGAGUCAAGGCAUGACAACUACAAAUUGCAGAGAAACGUUGAGCGCAAUUUAUGUGAAGAAAAUUUAUCCAUAGUAAUUGGUAGCUUUUCUUUAAGUAAUAAGUGUAUAUAAUCUAUAGCUUCUCAAUUUUGUAACUGAUCGUUAUAGAAAACAAAAAUGGCACAACAAAAGGGCCAAUUCAAUAUUGGUGAUCUGGUUUUUGUAGAACUACUAAAAGGAUUUUCACCAUGGCCCGCUAAAAUAACAGGCUACCAUAACAACGAGUAUAGGGUGCGCUUUUUUGGAUCUGGAUUAAUUGCUAACAUUAAUAUUGAAAGAAUUUUUAAGUAUGGAGAAAUUAAUAAAGAAUCCAUGAUGGAGAAAUAUUUAAAUAAUGCCAGUUAUCGUAUGGCAAUUGAAGCUGCAAAGGAUGAGAUAUCUAUGCCAAUGGACUUAUCCACCAAAAAUAUUUCGAGGAACGCUACAGUCGUAAAUGAAAGCAAUAGUCCCGUUAUUGAUGACCCACAAAUGGAAGAAAACGGACAUCAGAAUAAAAGGAUCAGAAUUGAUUAUUCCGAGGAUGACGAACAAAUAGCAGAACAUCAGGCACAUCGUGAAAUUCCGGCCGAAGUUGCAGGCGCAAGUGAAUCUAGUCCGAUAUCAUCAGAAUCAGCCACAACUGCCGAUGGUACUGAGUCCCAAAACAAUACUGAUGGAAUUGUGGCAUUAGAGCGCAAAAAUUUACUUGUUAUUGAACGUGAUUUUAUUAAAAAAUGCUUACUAUUAAAUGAUUAUUUGCAACUCGAAUAUGAUUGCUUUAAUGAGUGUGAGAAGUUAUUAGAUGAUAUAUUGGAUUUGCAGUUAAGUCGAUUAAUCCUGUUACGGAAUCCAAAAUCUGUUGAUCACAUUCGAAAACUGCGGUCUUAUGGGAGUGGACGGAAACAGCAUCCUUCUUAUAUGGAAGAAACCAGAAAAGACAGAAAAAAAAUUAAAAUAAUACGUCAAUAUGGCGUAACUUUAUGCAAUAAAUUCAAGAGAAUCUUGAACUUCAACGGCAGGGUAGAGUUUUGGGGUGAAUUUAUGAAACAUGUACAGGAAUUUGAGGAGAUAACAAAAAACUUCAGUUGGGAAAAUCGUAUAAUGUUGACCGAAGAUGAGUAUCAAAAUUUGUUGGUUAAAGACCGUCAAUCCAAUGCAACACCAGAUCCAUUGGAAAAUGAAGAUGAGAUUAUUGAACUAGAAUAAGAAAUAUGCAAUGAACAACAUUGGUAAGGAUCUGCCUUAUCAGUCAUCAAUUAAAAUUAAAAUUUAAAAUAAAUAUUAUUAAAUUGCCGUUCAUUUUCGAAGGAUGUGCAUAUUGCAUAAAUUAAGUAUGGAAUAUGGAAUAUGGAAUAAUAGAAGAUUGUAGUCGAAAUAUUGAAAUGGUUGGAAUAAAGUAAA